AUGGGAAAGAUACAUCAAGCUCAUACGAGCCUUACUUGUGGUUUAGGAAAUAUGCUGACUGGCUUGUUGUACGUGUGGCCUUCCUACACUAUCGUACAUUUCACGAAAACUGACACAGAAUAUCUGAAUGCUCCAAUGACUGAAAUUGAAAGCUCCUUAGUAGGGAGUCUGCCUUCUUUGGGAGCUAUGGCUGGCACAGUACUAGUUGGUUGGUUGAUGAGUAUAUUUGGAAGGCAGAAGACUGGUUUGAUCCUGGCUUUUCCAAUGCUGGCUUCCUGGUUAAUGAUAGAUCUAACAAGAUCGUCUAUGGUAAUUCUAAUAGCGAGAUUUCUGAGUGGUGUGUCAGGAGGUGGGUUCCUCGUGCACUCACCCAUCUUCAUAUCUGAGGUGGCAGAACCAUCGAUACGAGGAACGUUAGCUUCUGCUCCAAUGACAUUCUACUGCAUCGGCAUCUUAGUUUCCUAUCUAAUGGGUUGGUUUUUAACCUACCGGUAUAUCAUAUGGGGUAACUUGGUCUGUUGUAUUGUGUACGCGGCCCUUAUGAUAACAGUUACUGAAAGUCCAGUUUAUUUACUUCGACAAAACAGAGAAGAGGAAGCUCGUUUGGCUAUCAGCCACUACUUAGGUGGUUCUGUGAAUUCUAAAGCCGUACUGGAGGAAUUUUCUAGACUUAAGGAACAAGUAGUGCCUGCUGUAGAACUGGUAGCAAAAGACCCCGAUCAAAGUGAAAAACAAAAACUUAACUCUGAAAUCAAUGACGUGGAGCAACAAACGAAGGAUAAAAUGUCACCAAUGAAAAUGUUAUUUGUUUCGCCAGCAUCCCGACGCGCCUUUACUACAGUUUUCCUCAUACUAUCUUUACAAGUUAUGAUGGGUAUGAUAGCUGUGCAAGUGUACGCUAAGGAUAUCUUCACUCACGCCGCUCCUAAUCUGUCUUCACAUUUUUGCUCCGUUAUGUUUGCAUCCACUCUUCUGCUUGGCAGCCUUAUUAAUGGAUUACUUCUGGACAAAUUCGGUAGAAAGAUUCCGUUGAUCUCAUCGUCCAUUGCAACCGGUGUAUGCCUCGUGGGUUUGGGUUUCUUUAUUCAGACCAGUAUUGCUCCAGCGUGGGUGACAGCUUUAAUGAUAUUAUUCUUUUGUUUUUCCUUCAUGAGCGGUGCUGGUUCCGUGCCUUACGUUAUGUUGGCUGAGAUGUUUACAUCAGAGGUUCAAAGCGUCGCUUCUAUGAUUCUCAUGGAAUGGGUAUGGCUUUUAAAUUUCCUGCUGGUUGGAGUUUUUCCAUUUAUGAUCAAGUUUCUCGGAGUCCACGGCGCCUUCUAUAGUUUUGCGUUGUUCGCAUUGUUUGAUUGUCUCGUUGCUAUCUUCGUAGUACCAGAGACUAAGGGACUGACCAUCGAUCAGAUUCAAAAAGUAUUGCUUUACCGGCCACUGAAAUGA
Danaus chrysippus (African queen) is the source of this 1437-nucleotide messenger RNA. The record is from the annotation of a GenBank genome assembly. Lineage: Eukaryota; Metazoa; Arthropoda; Insecta; Lepidoptera; Nymphalidae.